ACUAGAUAACGUGACACAGCAUUCAUUGUAAAGGUAGCUUAUUAAUAGUCAUCUCAUUCGUUGUCAUAUUCAAUGGUAUAUUCAGGUCAGCAAGAUAACGCAGUUCACCGCCGCGUGGCACUGUACGGCGGGAGAUUGAAACCCAAAAUUGAUAAACGGGACGAUUGAUUUGGUUUGCCGUUGGAUUCCUGGCUGGAUUCGGACCGUCAGUUGCCUGCAAGAUGUCCGGUGUUCCGGCAAAUGUGGCCGCUGCGCGGUAUGACAACUACCGGCUGUACCGCGUGGUACUGGCGACCGACGAACACGUGCAGGUGUUCCAGCAGCUGGAGGCCAAAAGUGACAGCUGUACGUUUUACGGUCACGCCCGCCAGCCCGGUCAACAGCUGACGAUCAUGGUAUCGGCGAGUAAAGUCGCUGAUUUCGAGGACCUGCUCACGCUCUACUCGGUCGAGGGUCGCGUCCUGGAGUACAAUCUGCAACAACUGAUCGACAAAGAGGCGACUACGGUGAAACCGGUAACGACACCACCCGCAGAACUAGACUGGGAGCACUAUCACCAUCUGGAAACGAUCUACCGGUGGAUGGAGUGGCUUGCCGAGCAGCAUUCGUUCGUGACACUGGUAGAGCUGGGAAACAGCCAUGAAGGACGUCCCAUUAGAGGCGUGAAAUUGUCUCGCCGUCCUGAUAAUAAAGCGAUCUUUGUCGAAGGAGGCAUACACGCGCGCGAGUGGAUCUCACCCGCAACGGCCACAUUCAUCCUGAACGAGCUGAUCACCUCCACUGACCCCACGAUCGUACAGCUCGCCACCGAGUACGAUUGGUUCGUGUUCCCAAUCGUCAACCCGGAUGGCUACCGGUUCACCUUUACCGGGGACCGGCUCUGGCGCAAGAACCGUAAACCGUACGGGUUGUGCCGCGGCGUCGACUUAAACCGCAACUUUGACAGUAACUGGGGCGGCACCGGUUCUAGCGACGAUCCGUGUAGCUAUGAUUUUGCGGGCAGUUCCGCCUUUUCCGAACCGGAAUCGACCGCCUUGGCUGCGUUCAUCCGCCGGUACAAGGGUGAAGCUCGCAUCCGCACCUACAUCGCGCUCCAUUCGUACUCCCAGCUGCUAAUGUUCCCGUACGGCCACACGGAUGAGCGUGUGCCCAAUUACGACCAUCUCCGUACGAUCACCGAUCGAGCGAUCGCGGCGCUAACGGCUGUCAACGGGACGGCCUUCCAGGGUGGCAGCAAGUACGAAACCAUCUACCCAUCGAGCGGGGGUUCGAUCGAUUGGGCGUACCAACCCGGUGGCAUUCCGGUGUCGCUGACGUUCGAGCUGCGUGGACCUCCGGAUUCGACCGAUAUGUUCAUUCUACCGGCGGAACAGAUCAUACCCGUGGGUCGGGAAACGCUCGCUGCGUUCGUCGCGAUCGUGCACGAGUCUGCUCGCUUCGGUUACUAUGAUUAGGGUAAAAAUACGGCAGGGAAAUAAAAAUA
This is a messenger RNA of Anopheles nili, 1483 nucleotides long. RefSeq names its product zinc carboxypeptidase-like. The record is from RefSeq and is a predicted model, not a curated record. Gene Ontology annotation, molecular function: metallocarboxypeptidase activity; zinc ion binding. Bases 222 to 1454 code for a protein of 410 amino acids. The transcript has 2 exons. Gene Ontology annotation, biological process: proteolysis. Lineage: Eukaryota; Metazoa; Arthropoda; Insecta; Diptera; Culicidae.